Molecule: messenger RNA, 1530 nt
Organism: Sitophilus oryzae (rice weevil)
Lineage: Eukaryota; Metazoa; Arthropoda; Insecta; Coleoptera; Curculionidae
Product: serine-arginine protein 55-like
Exons: 1
Coding region: 148-906 (252 amino acids)
Biological process (GO): alternative mRNA splicing, via spliceosome; mRNA splice site recognition
Cellular component (GO): nucleus; cytoplasm; ribonucleoprotein complex
Molecular function (GO): mRNA binding
Source: RefSeq, a predicted model, not a curated record
ACUAAAGAAACCUUCUCUUUUGUGAUUGUGCUCCAUUUUGUUUGUCCGAUUUUUUGUCGACGUGACUGAUCGUACGCAUCGUACGUGCUUUCAACUUUGCCAUAAAUUUAUAAUCCUAAUUAUAUCGGUUUUUAAAGUCCCGCAAGCAUGAGUACCCGGGUUUUCGUCGGCGGUUUGACAUACAAAGUACGCGAAAGAGAUUUGGAGAAGUUCUUCCGCAAAUAUGGCCGCAUCCGCGAAGUAUCCAUGAAAAGCGGCUACGCCUUCGUGGAGUUCGACGACUACAGGGACGCCGAAGACGCCGUGUACGAGAUGAACGGUAAGGAUUUAAUGGGGGAAAGAGUUACUGUAGAGCGGGCUAGGGGAACCCCGCGGGGAAGCGACCGUUGGAGGGACAGGGACUCCCGCGGCGGCGGCGGUGGAGGAGGAGGAGGUGGCGGCGGUGGAUACGGAGCACCCCAGCGCAGGGAAAGAGACAGAGAACCGAGAGGCAGAGACAAGUACGGCCCACCGACCCGUACGGAGUACCAAGUCACUGUGGAAAACCUGUCUAGCAGAUGCUCCUGGCAAGACUUGAAAGACUACAUGCGUAAGGCCGGCGAAGUAACGUACGCCGAUGCCCACAAACAAGCCCAGAACGAAGGAGUAGUCGAGUUUGCAUCGUACAAUGACAUGAAGAACGCCAUCGAGAAACUAGAUGGUACAGAGAUUAACGGAAGGAAGAUCAGAAUAGUUGAGUCAGGAAGAGGAAGGAAGAAGUCUUCGAGCCGUUCGCGUUCCAGAUCUCCCCGUUCCAGAAGCAAGUCAGCGUCCAGGUCGAGGUCCGGAUCAAGAAAUGACCGUUCACCGAGCAAGGAGAAUGGAAAUAAGAGAUCUCCUUCAAGAUCACGGUCCAGAGACAACUGAAGUUUGUGAGUGAUAUAAAAGAGCCUAACUAAGGGUUUUGUGUGCGGAAUUACAAAGGUUUAUUUUGUUUAUUUUUUUUAUUGUAUAAUUUUCUAAUUGUUAGGUAUAUAUCUUCCGGCAAUUUCUGUUACAAGUCUUAUAAAUGAAGGCUUUUCAUUUGAGGGCAUGUAAAGAUUUGCAUUACUUCAUGUAAUCUGUAUUUUUUUCAUUUCAUGUCAUCCUUGAAUAUGAAUCAGGUUUUAAAAACUUAUAUUAUUAGGCAAUGUAAGCUAACUUUAAUACCUGUGUUCAAACUAUAAUUUCUAAUUAUUAAAAUUUUCAAAUAUUUUGAUGAUGCUACUAAGACAUUAUAUUUUCAAUUUUGGGUAUAUAAAACUGUACUUUAUAUUACACACAUAGCAUAUGUGAUUUUUGGCAAUACAUUUUCUCCAAUCAUCAAUUUGCAAUCAUUGAAUUAUUCAUAGUUGUAGUUAAUUUCAAAUUUUGUAUAUCAAGUCAUGUUUUUUGAUAUCAUUAAAACGAUUUUUGGCUUUUGUUUGCAUAUUAUUGGCCAAACAAAAAUUCUAUUUAGCUUCUAACAACUAUGUAAGUCAUGUAUGAAAAAUAAAAAGUAAUUAGAAACCG